UGAGGUCAUUGUGCGUUCCAUUAAGGUUCUCUGUUGUCGUAUAAGGUUAUCCAUUGUUUUGUUUGUAUUUUUGGAAAGGGUAUUUUUAUUCUAUUUAGUACUCGGCGCUCGCUAUAUCCUUUCACUUUUCCCUUCUAACCAUGCCAUAAAUAAUAGUGUAAAAAAUCUUUUAAAGGAAAAUGUUUAGCCCGAAGACUUUGACCUCCGAGCAUAGAGAUUUGAUUCACGAUGUCGCCUUCGAUAUUUAUGGAAAUCGCAUGGCAACCUGCUCCAGCGAUCAGACGAUCAAAGUGUGGGAUGUCGGGAAGGACGGAGACUGGAAGCAGACCUCGUCCUGGAAGGCGCAUAGCGGUUCGGUCUGGAAGGUGACCUGGGCCCAUCCGGAAUUCGGCCAGGUGCUUGCCUCGUGCUCUUUCGACAGGACGGCAGCCGUCUGGGAAGAGAUCGUCGGCGAGACGAACACAAUGGGCUCGUCUGGGUACAAACACUGGGCCAAGAGGACUAAUCUCGUCGAUUCUCGGACUUCCGUUAUGGACAUAAAGUUUGCCCCCAAAUCGAUGGGACUUCUGUUGGCGACAUGUUCCGCGGACGGUAUCAUCAGGAUAUACGAGGCUCCUGAUGUCAUGAACUUGGCUCAGUGGACCCUACAGCAAGAGGUCGCCUGCAAGCACCAAGCCAGUUGCAUAUCUUGGAACCCCAGUUAUACAAGAGAGAAAAGAUGCACGAAGAGUUCUUUCGUUAAGCCCCAAGUGUCAGGCGAUAAAAAGGACGAGUUGAAAUCGGAAGACAGUGAAAACAAUGGUACAAAUGGACAGAAAAAUCCAUUUUCAAGCGAAAAAAAUGAUAAGAUGGUCAUUUUACCCCAAGUACCGUUAUUAGCUGUUGGAUGCGAUGAAUUUAAUUGUUCUUCCAACAAUAGAAUAGUUAUAUUGCACUACCUCUCCCUAGUCAGAAGGUGGAAUAAAAUAGAUUGUGCGGUUUCUGUAAGUGAUCCUGUUCACGACUUAGCCUUUGCGCCUAGACUGGGACGGAGUUUCGAUCUGUUGGCCAUCGCCACAAAAGACAUAAAGCUUUUGACAAUUUAUCAAAUCAUGGCUUCAUCGGGCGCGAUUCGGUUUGAAGUCAGCCUUACCGCCACUUUUGAGGAUCAUUUCAGCACGAUAUGGCGAGUCAGUUGGAAUUCAAUCGGUAGCAUUCUUGCCUCGACUGGAGACGACGGUAGCGUCAGGAUGUGGAAACAGUGUCAGAAGUCAGUCUGGAAAUCUAUUGCUGUAAUCAAAGGCGAUGGGCAUAUUGUAAAAUCAAAAGAGAACCAAGAAACUGUAAAUAAUAGUUCAAGGUAUCUUAAAUUGGGUAGUAUUAGCAAUCCCACCCAAGUACCUUGGCACUAGUUGAAAAUAUUUUGUACAAAAAUGUAAAUUUCUACCAUUAUUAAAAUGAAAAUGGUAAAAUUAAUUGUUAAUAU
Molecule: messenger RNA, 1465 nt
Organism: Cimex lectularius (bed bug)
Lineage: Eukaryota; Metazoa; Arthropoda; Insecta; Hemiptera; Cimicidae
Gene: Nup44A
Product: nucleoporin SEH1
Exons: 1
Coding region: 180-1391 (403 amino acids)
Biological process (GO): positive regulation of TORC1 signaling; cellular response to amino acid starvation
Cellular component (GO): nuclear pore outer ring; Seh1-associated complex
Molecular function (GO): structural molecule activity; protein binding
Source: RefSeq, a predicted model, not a curated record